Penicillium olsonii is the source of this 882-nucleotide messenger RNA. The record is from the annotation of a GenBank genome assembly. NCBI's taxonomy places the organism in Eukaryota, Fungi, Ascomycota, Eurotiomycetes, Eurotiales, Aspergillaceae.
AUGGAGACAGACAACAAUGAGACACUCAUCUUCUAUCCUGCGUUCUGCUUCAAAGCAUCCCCAACGCACUUCACCUGGGUGAAGAUUGGUGCUGCAGACGUCCAUCGUCUUCGAAAAAUUGGAGGCUUUGUUGGCCAAAAAGUAUUCUUCUAUAACAACCACCCAGUCCGCUUCGUCAGCCUACUAGGCCUCAUUGUAGAGCGAAAAGAGGUCUACCGGCGCACGAUCUUGACCAUGGACGACAGCAGCGGCGCCAUAAUCGAGGUGAUAGUGUUACACAAAUUCGACCCAAACAACAGACCCGGUGGCACUGAAGCGCGAAAAGAUGUUCAUCAAGGUCAAAUAAACAUCUUUACUGGCGAACCAAUAGACGCCGAAAAGACACCCUGGUCUGCUUUCUCGGCCACGGAGCGACCCUCCUUACAGUUGAAAAAGACGGUCCACAUUACCGCAACCGAUCAGCACGAGGUGGACAUUUCCUCUCUUCAACCUGGGUCUCUGGUUCGGGUCAAAGGCAUUCUCGGAACAUUCCGUAACAUGAUGCAAAUCCAUCUUGAGCGCUUUGAGCUUGUGGCGGAUACCAAUGCAGAAAUGCAAUUCUUGGAUGAACGCUUGCGUUUUCUUCUCGAAGUUCUCUCCGUGCCGUGGGUUCUGACCGACGACGAAAUUGAGUCACUGCGCCAAGCUGCCGAGCGAGGCGAUGAGAAGGUCCUCGAGGAGAAGAGACGAGCCCAAAUGAGAGCAAGGAAGAGAGUUGAGCGCGAAGAGAAAGAUGCUCGUACUAUCGCAAGGCGGUAUGAGCGCGAAGAAAAGGCGAGAGAACGGCAAUUGGGCGCUCUGAGAGAGGAUGGACAGAUGGUAAUGAGGAGAUUUGGCUUCUAA